Linum tenue is the source of this 1058-nucleotide messenger RNA. The record is from the annotation of a GenBank genome assembly. Lineage: Eukaryota; Viridiplantae; Streptophyta; Magnoliopsida; Malpighiales; Linaceae.
CUUUCCUCCAACCAAAUCCAUCAUCAUCCCCACAAACAAAGAAAAGAAACGACCUUUACCUUCUCUUUUUUCUUGCAUUUCCAUAUCACCAUGAAAGAGCCAUCACCGACGAAACAAGGGGACAAGAGGUACGCCCUCUUGAUGGCGGCGAGGGACUCCGACUACGUGAAGAAAGCCUACGGCGGCUACUUCAACGUGUUCUUGGCCGCCUUCGCCGAGCAAGGAGAGAGGUGGGACUUGUUCAGGGUCGUCGACGGCGAGUUCCCAGACGUCGACGACCUCCAUUGCUACGACGGGUUUGUUGUGAGCGGCAGCCCUUAUGACGCCUAUGGAAACGACAAGUGGAUCCUCAAGCUAUGCUUCCUCUUACAAACCCUCGACUCCAUGAAGAAGAAGGUCCUCGGAAUCUGCUUCGGCCACCAGGUUCUGUGCAGGGCGUUGGGAGGGAAAGUAGGAAAGGCGAUGACAGGAUGGGAUAUUGGGUUGAGAAGAGUGAAGAUUGUGGAGGAUCUUCUGCCACCAUUUUCAGGGAGGUUCCUCGAGGAUCUGAGCCAGAUGCCACCGUCUCUGUCAAUCAUCGAGUGCCAUCAGGAUGAAGUGUGGGAAGUUCCAUCUGGGGCGGAGGUGAUUGCGUUUUCGGAGAAGACUGGAGUGGAGAUGUUCGCCAUUGGAGAUCACAUAUUGGGUAUUCAAGGUCAUCCUGAGUACACUAAGGACAUUCUUUGUAGUCUCAUCGAACGACUUCUCAACAACAAUUGCAUUGAGAGGGAGUUUGCUGAGAAUGCUAAGUUUGGGUUGGAAAUAGCCGAACCGGACCGAGCUCGUUGGGAGAAGAUCUGCAGGAAUUUUCUCAAGGGUAGAUACCAUAGAUUGGAAUCGACGUAGCUCAGAAUUUGAUAUUUUUAUUAUGUUAUUAUAACCGUGUGUCGAUGAUUCUUUCGUUUUGAUUGAAGAUGUCUUGUUAUUCAAAAAAAUAUGUGUAAAUUACCGUUUGUAUCCCUAGCUAGACUAAAUCCCUGGUCAGAUUGUAAACUAAGUCAAAUGCUGCCACUCAUGAA